Brachypodium distachyon (stiff brome) is the source of this 1170-nucleotide messenger RNA. RefSeq lists its product as uncharacterized. The transcript is spliced from 3 exons. Gene Ontology annotation, molecular function: zinc ion binding. The coding region runs from base 1 to 1170 and encodes 389 amino acids. NCBI's taxonomy places the organism in Eukaryota, Viridiplantae, Streptophyta, Magnoliopsida, Poales, Poaceae. The record is from RefSeq and is a predicted model, not a curated record.
AUGGGUGCCAAGUGGGAAGUAACUUUCUUUGAAGAACAGCAGACACACGAGCUGAUAAAGAAGUUUUCUCUGAAGAAAUUCCUGAGGUCACAUCGGAACAUCUCUAAAGAAGAGAGAGAUUUCAUUAAGUUUCUCCAUGAAGUUAACCUAUCUUCUAGAAAAAUAAUGCAUUUCAUGGCAGAGAUAUAUGGAUCGCAGAAGAAUGUGCCAUACAAGAUUAAAGAUGUUUCUAACCUGAAGGCAACAUUCAACGAGCUCCAGCAAGUUGGGGAUAUGGGGCAGCAGCUAACUUACUUUAAUGAAUUGAGAGAAGAAGAUCCAGGCUUUUUCUACAAAAUACAACUUGAUCAUCACCACAGAGUUGAAGCCUACUUCAAAGACCACUUCUUCCCAUUCCUCCAAACAACUGCCCGCAGUGAAGGCUUCAAUGUUGUUCUUAAGAAGAACGUGAAUCCUCACAACAGCAUCUUCCAAUUCUUUCUUCAGUACAAGAAACUACAGGAAAAUCAUACAGUGGAAGCAAACAUGGUUGAGAAGACAUACAACUGCGAGUGCUCGAAAAUAAAAAGAGACGGGAUGCUAUGCUACCAUGUGUACAAAGUUCUAACGUACAUGGGUCAGACGGAUGAAAUACCAAAACAAUACAUCCUAGCUAGAUGGUGUAACCCAGCAGAAGAGCUAGAACCAAUCAAGUUUGAGAAACCAACAAACAUAACAGGCAAGUUGUCCAGAAAAGACAUGAGACUGAUUAGAUAUGGCAAUAUGUGUCAAGAUUUCACAAAGAUAGCAGCAAUUGCAUCAACUUCAGACAAGAUAAUAGCUAUCGCUAAGAAACACAUGGCUGCCAUGGAGUUAGAUGUAAAUGCUGCAAGAAAAGUUGCUGCUACUGCAAGCAAGAAAAAGAAGGAGACACCAAAAUCUGCUCCUACAAGUGCUGAAAAUCAAGCUGCAGAAGGUGCUGAUGAACAACAAACACAAGAUGAGAAGGUUCUAGACCCACCAAGCACGGUAACAAAAGGAAGACCAGUUUCAAGAACAAAAAAGUCAGACCUAGGGAUAAAACGCACAUGCCCUAAUGAAUGCAACUUGUGUGGUUCAAGAGAACAUACUUCAGCAAAGUGCCCACUCAAGCUACUUCAAGAGACAAAGAAUCUACCUCAUGUUCUCUAG